AGAGGGAGAGAGAGAGAGAAAGAAAGAGCAAGAGACAGAGAGGGGGCUGUGAUAAACUCUGCUGCGAGCCCUCCUGUAAGCAGAGUGAGAGAGUGCAGGAGCAACAGCACAAGAUCUGGACAGAACUGUGAGCAGGACCUACCACAGAUCUUGCACUUUGGGGAGGGCGUGCAUUUGUUUUUGUCACCCAAGGCUGAUGUAUUUGGGUGUGAUUGUCCCAUCAAGUGCUUUGAAGUUGCUCCGAGGACUGAUUUUUCCCUGCAAGGAAAAAAAGGCAAAGGAAGGCCAAAGGCUAAGACAACUGGAUCAUUUCCAACUUCCAAUUCCCUCAGGACAUUUUUUUUCUCACCUCGGCUUCAAGAAGGAACCACAUGUGAACACUGAUGGGGCAAGAACUUAGCAUUGCUUACCAGAGAAUCGUCUCAGCUGCAUCACCACAGAGACUCCACAUCUCAGUAGGAGCGAGACGGAGGUGAAGAACCAGAGAGAAAGUGAGAGGGAAUCUGAGUAAUUUGCAUCCACUCCCCCCUUUCCUAGUUUGGGACCUUCUUCAGUUGCCCUCUGCUACCCCCCACGGGGCAGGAAGCGUGAAAAAUCUCACUAAUGGGUUUAUUUGCUGUCAGCUCAGCGACAACCUGUCAUUUCCCAGGAUUGCUCCGCACUUGACACAUUUCAUAGUCGAGUAAGCUUUGCUUUGUUUUUGUCAAAGAGGCUUGAGCCUCACACUGGUAGCUGUUGAGAAGAUCAAGAGCAGGCAGAGGUAUCAGGUGGAGUGGACAAGUUCCUUAAUCACUUUGCCUGCCUCUUACAGUAUUUAUCUCCCAGUGAGGUCAAGCGUGCGGGACGUCUCGCUGUUCCUUUGUAUUUCUUGAAGUCGAGAACUUCCCACAGAGAGAAGGACUGUGAUAGAGUCUGCUUUCUGACCCAACAACAAUCUCCUGGCUGGUGGGCUGAAGAUGCGUUGCUGGCUGCUAGCUGUGGUGACGGCAGUGCUCUGGAGCCAGUGCAUCCUUCUAGGGUGGGCCGAGGGCAGGAAGGUGCCUAAGAGGCAGAAGGAAGGCACUCCGCAGCACACCGAAGCAUUCAACACUACUAUUUCCAACAGCGAGGAGCUGGAUGGCAGCCCAAAGCAGGUUGGUGAGAAUCAGAGAGUGGAUCCUCUUGGGUCAUGGAUGGACUUUGUGAAGAGACCUGUGGGCAACUUUCCUGGAAAAUGCCGAAAACGGAAACGACCACUGCCUGGUCCCCCAGGCCCUCCAGGUCCUCCAGGGCCUCAGGGACCCCCAGGAGCCCCCGGGGCAGAGGUCACUCAGGAGGUCCUGCUGCGAGAGUUCAAAGAAAUGAUCAAAGAGGCCACAGAGAGGAGAGCAGCAGUGGACCGGCCCAAUGAACCCAGUCAGCUGCCCACGGCUCUGAUUACACUGGAGGGCAUGACCUCCUACAGGAGAAUUGAGGAAGCGUUCCACUGCAAACUCAAAGGCCCUGUGGUCGUGGACAAAAAGACUCUGGCAGAGCUGCAGAACUUUCAGACACCUCCUGCCAAAGGUGCCUUCCUCAGAGGGACGGGGAUGGAUCAGUCCACUGGCCGAUUUACAGCUCCUGUAACUGGAAUUUAUCAGUUCUCUGCCAAUGUUCAUAUUGACCACACUGAGGUGAAGAGAAGUAAGAGCCAGCUGAGAGCCAGAGACAACGUCCGAGUUUUGAUCUGCAUCGAAUCGCUCUGCCAUAGAUACACAUCCUUGGAAAUGAUUGUUGGCCUUGAGAGUAACAGCAAGAUAUUCACAGUAUCUGUUCAUGGACUGCUGGAACUUCAGGCCGGCCAGUACACUUCUAUAUUUGUGGACAAUGCAGCUGGAGCAUCGAUCACAAUACAGAACGGUUCCGAUUUCAUGGGCAUGUUGUUGGGUGUAUAGCCUUGUCUUACAGCCAGAGACUGUAUAUCUGGCGGGCCACGUAAGACUGCACAGCUCCUCUUCGGACAAUCAACAAGCACCAUAAAUCCUCAUGAGACAAUAUCUGACCGCCACAAAGCUUUCGGCUUGUUUUUGGAAGAGACAUAGACACAUUAAACCCACACAGCAGAGACAGUUGGACACGAAACUGAAAGACUUUAAUGAGGACAGUGGAUCUGCCUUUCUCAUGCGCCGUGAGGUUGUUACCUCAUCAGAAAGAUCUUUUUUUAAUUAAAAUAUCAAGUCAUAUUUUGUUAUAUAUAGAUGUAUACGAAGAGAUUUUUUGUACUUUAAUGUGUUGUUAUAUAUGUCUUUUUUUCCUCUUAAUUAAUAGUUUAUAUACAGAGUGUUUAUAUACACAAUUUAUUUUAUACGGUGAGAGGUUUUCUACAAUACAAGAGAUUAUCUUUUGGAUUCAUCUUAAAGUGACAGUUCACCCAGAAAAUCAGUUUGCUCAUUUACCCACCUUCAGGUCAACCAAGGUGUGCAGUAGGUGAAUUUGUAUGUCAGUAGUAGAAGAAGGUUUUUAGCUGAUCCGUAUUGGUUAAAUUAAUGCAAGUCAAUGAAUACUGGCACUGUGAGAUUUAAGAAACAGUAUAUACACACAAAAAUGCAUGUCUCUUAUAAAAAUAAUGAUGUUGUAAGUGAUGUUCAGUUUAUUGCACAAAUUGAUCAUUUCGGUUCAUUAAACCUCAUUGUAUCAGCAGCACUCAGCUAGAGUAGAAAAAUGUUAAAAAGGUUUAGAAGACAGAUAAAUAUGACACAUAGUCACCGGCAUAUUAAUGAAAAUGAAUACCAAAUUCCCUAAAUAUGUUGCCAAUAAGUAAAAGAUAAUUAGGAAACAGGAAAAAGUCCCAAAACCGAUCCCUGUGGUACACCAGCAACAACAUGAGAGGGCUGAAACUGUUUGAGCUGGACAAAUUGAGUCAAUGUUAAUAAUAAAUAAAAUAAAAAAUAAAAAAAAUAAAUAAAUUUUGUAUUUUUUUAUUUGAUAUAAAAAUACAUUUUUUUACCUUAAGUGCCGGUAGCAAUUGACUUGUGGUUUGUGAGUCAAAAAAAACAAACACACAAGCAAACAAAACAAAACAUAUACAGGUAAAUCAAAAUUAAAACCUGUGGCUCUUGACCAUACUGAGGUCUUAUGAAGCACAAUGGUCAGCCUAUUGGGUGCCACAGCUAACAAUUUUUAGUUAUUAUCUAGCUGCAGUGCUUAAUUUGAGCCGGAUCUUGCCAGAUCCUGUUACGGCAAAUGUCAGAUAUUCGUGUUUUAUGUCCGGUAUUUAUUUUUAAUUGAUCCGGCAUUAACUUUUGCAUGGCAAAGCUGUGUUGAUUUUGUGUGUGCCAAUCAGCUUUCUUACGUUUACAAUCACUCUCUUUGGUUGGUGAUUAUUGUUUCGCAUACAGUGAGCAGAGAAAAUAAAUAAUGGCAUAGUGACCUACCUAAAUAAUAUUUGCAUCUUCAAAAUGCCAGAGGCAGUCAAGCAUAUAUUAUUUAAAAAAAAAACACACAAGUAAAUCCGAUAACGAGCCUGAUCAAGAGAAGAUGAAACUGUGCCCCUGGAUCAGGAUAGUGGGAGACAGAAGCAAAACAAUCUCAAGUCAGUCACAAAACAUGAUGGAAGAGGGAACAGUGGGCUCUUCUUGAAGUUUAGACAGAGUAAAUCAUUUUCACUUGGCACAUAAUAGUGGUCAUAAUAGCGGUUUCGAUAUAACUGCUUAGUAACGUCAUAUUCAAGGAAAACUGAAAUUGUGUGGUGAACGUUGGUCACGGUAACUUUUAUUUGCUGGUUUUGUUCUGGAAAUGAUUUACUGCUUACCUGUAUAUUGUUUUUUGACUCUCAAAGUAUUGGUAGGCAUUGACUUGCAUUUUAUAAAUCAGCAAGAAGCAGUUUCAGCUAAAAAAAAAAAAAGAAAAGCCAUCUGAGAAUACAUCAUGUCUGGCUGAUCAAAAUGAUCAUUUCUGGGUGAACUAUCCCUUUAAAAGUGUUACGAUCUAAUGAAGAUGUUACCCCGAAUGCACACCUACUCGUAUGCAUCCCAUGUCUGUAUUUUAAAAAAAUAUAACAAGCUAGACAGUUUUAUUUACUAUGCAGCUCCAAAAAGCAUGUUGAAGGGACUUGAUUAUUGAUAAAAGAACAGAUUUUCCAUUACACUCGGCCAAAAGAAGGAAACAGCCAAAUACAAGAAAAGAAACAAGACGGAUGACUCAGUCUAUUUUUACGUCCAAUAGCUAACAGUCCCAAACAAUAGCGUUUAUCCAGCAGUGUGUGUGUAUGUAUGUGUGAGUGAGUGUGUGUUUGGAAAGCUACCGCCAUGAUCGAUUAGACAUGUUAGAGUCCUGCUGAGUUUUCCUUUUGUUUACUGCAAUGCCAAAUACGUCAUCUUUAAACGCUCUGUUUUUCACAUCUCCAUGCUAACUGUUAAAUGUGUUGUUCUUUCUUUUUAUUAUUGUUAUUUACUUACAGAAUUUAAGAUACGUAUAUAUUAGCCAUACAGAUUAUUUAUGUUUAAAUGUAUCCGCCAAUUAAAAUUGAUUUAUUUUUUUAAUUGGCUUCCAGCCUUCCAGUAGAUCCCAAUACAAGUGAAAAUGAUGUAAGCGGACAGUAUUUGCUUGUAUUGUGGUGUAAUGGAAAUGAAACUGUAUUCAAUAAAUGUAAAAUAUAUCUA
Danio aesculapii is the source of this 4619-nucleotide messenger RNA. It is a transcript of the gene c1qtnf12, whose product is annotated as C1q and TNF related 12. Gene Ontology annotation, molecular function: hormone activity. Lineage: Eukaryota; Metazoa; Chordata; Actinopteri; Cypriniformes; Danionidae. The record is from RefSeq and is a predicted model, not a curated record. The transcript has 8 exons. The coding region runs from base 957 to 1913 and encodes 318 amino acids.